UACGUCGACGACUUUCUCGUUACAGGCACAGAUGCCGGCAGGGUGUAUGCGUUCUUUCGUGCGAUGUGGGAUCUGGCGUUAAAAGACCUGGGGCCGGUCAGUAAGGUUCUCGGGAUAUGUGUGGAGUACGAUGCUAGCAGUGACUACAUGUUCGAUCAAGAGGCUAAUAUUUCGGAGAUGCUGGUGAAGUUUGGACUCGAGCAUGCACAUGGUGUGCGCGCGCCUAUUGGAGGUGUAAUGGGCCUACAUUGA
Phytophthora sojae is the source of this 252-nucleotide messenger RNA. RefSeq lists its product as hypothetical. The transcript has a single exon. NCBI's taxonomy places the organism in Eukaryota, Oomycota, Peronosporomycetes, Peronosporales, Peronosporaceae. The record is from RefSeq and is a predicted model, not a curated record. The annotation marks the transcript as partial.